CGGCUCUGCUUCUUCUAUUUAGUGGAUUGAAUCAGUGAUACCAUUGCGGUUGCGGUUUUCCGCAGAUAGUCUGUUCAGCACUUCCAGCCUCGCACUCGACUCACUCAAAGCUCUGUUUCUUUGAAACAUUAUACCCCUUCUUCUGCAGCAGUGCGCUGGGAUUUCAUUCCCGCACACUACCACAAUGACCUCGUCUCGGAUUCCAUUAUCGGAAAUUCCCAACCUGUCUCUCCUUUACAAGCUUAAGCAUUUGGUUCCUGCGUCAAGUCCUCGAAAUAGCAACCCCUCCCAAUUCCUAAACAACUCGAUCUGUCUUAUUACUAGCGAUAUUACAAAGCUCGAAGUUGAUUGCAUUGUAAAUGCAGCAAAUAAGUCGCUGCUAGGAGGGGGUGGUGUUGAUGGGGCAAUCCAUCGGGCAGCUGGUCGCGGUCUGCUCCAAGAAUGUCGCGCUUUGGGCGGUUGUGCUACAGGCGAUGCUAAAAUCACCAAUGCUUAUAACCUUCCUUGCCGAAAUGUCAUCCACGCUGUUGGUCCCAUGUUCUGGGCAGACGAGAAUAGGGAGAGUCUUUUACGCAGUUGUUACUCGCGCAGCUUAGCUCUCGCAGCAGAAAGUGGUUUGAAAAGCAUUGCCUUCCCGGCGAUCAGUACGGGGGUCUACGGAUAUCCGAGCUUAAAGGCAGCAGAGGUGGCUAUUUCGGCAGUUAGACACUUCCUGGAAACAAGCCCCGGGCCCCUCGAACGUAUUAUAUUUUGUACUUUUGAACAAAAGGAUACGGAUGCCUAUCUCAUACUUCUCCCAGAGUAUUUCCCGCCAACAGAGCAAGAUCUAUCGACGGAGACCGAGAAAAGUAAUGAGGCUCCAUUUCACCCGUCAUCCUCACCCGCGACACUCGCUGCUAGUCUUCCUGAUCCUCCCACUUCAGAGCCUACCCUGGAAGGUCAACCAGGUGCCAAAAAGCUCAAGGUCGGCACUGACGUUUCUGGGAGCACAACUUUCGACAAAGACAGUGAGAGAAGUGAAGAUGACUGGGAAAAGGUUGAUCAGGCUGAAGUGACAAACCCGACGACGGAGCGCCUCGAUGAUGAGCCCGUUGAGCUGGACGAUGCGCCGACUUCCGCAGAUGUCCAAAGCGUCGUAUCUAGUACUGCAGACCUCAAGGAAAGCAACUCUACAUAAUGGAAUAAACGAGACUUUUCAUGAAAAGGAAAGAGCCAUGUAUGCUUUAUUGUGACUUUCUCGUCUUCAAUUAUGUGUGUUCCAGUUUUAUUCCCCAUCCGCGCCCAACACCGUUUCACCGUCCCUCGACCAAAAUUCCAAUCGCAACAAUUGCUUAGAGAGUACGCAGCAGAGGACUCCUCCGCAGAGAUUGUUAACCAAUUGCUACCUCGAACUUCGAAUUGUCAUCGCGUGGGAAACUUAAAUGAGACGUUGACACCCGACUGACAGCUAAUCAUUAGGGAUGGCUGCGUAUAUUUUCAUCUUCUUCUUGUUUGCUGAUUCAUUUUAGUCGCCUACUUAUUCCAUUGUUGACUCAUUUUAACGGAGGAUGGAAAAAUAUUAUGGUUUAUAGGGUUCGCACAAUGCGGGCGUGGGAAGAUGGAGUUCUAUGUUUCGCAUGUGACACAAUGUAUUUCUGCUCAAUAUUCAAAACUGGAUGCGGGAAGCCGAUUCAUAAUGCUUUAUUGCUUCGCGACUAGGAAUAGGAAUUCUUAUUAGCUGAUUGAAAGAAAAAGGGUUCAAUGUUCAAUC
Molecule: messenger RNA, 1750 nt
Organism: Histoplasma capsulatum G186AR
Lineage: Eukaryota; Fungi; Ascomycota; Eurotiomycetes; Onygenales; Ajellomycetaceae
Product: LRP16 family protein
Exons: 2
Coding region: 185-1177 (330 amino acids)
Source: RefSeq, a predicted model, not a curated record